This is a messenger RNA of Amborella trichopoda, 4880 nucleotides long. RefSeq names its product DTW domain-containing protein. NCBI's taxonomy places the organism in Eukaryota, Viridiplantae, Streptophyta, Magnoliopsida, Amborellales, Amborellaceae. The record is from RefSeq and is a predicted model, not a curated record.
AACCUGACUCAAAUCAGGCCCGAUCAUUUAGCCACAGACCCAGCCUGCUGGAUCCAACACCUAGACCUAGAACAGACGGUUUGACCUGAUGACCAUCCCUCAGCUUGGGCUGUUGUGGGCCUGGCAUGCAUGGGAAGAAAUUCUUCAGAGCUACGUGUCCUAACUACUAAGUGGGUACCUAAAAGCAUAGCACACUGCUCCAGCCAUUUUCGCCUCGCCCUAGAACGCAACACAAUUAUUCCAGAUUCAAUAUGCCACCUUGGUCCUCAACUUUUCAUGUUUGGCACUGCAAACCUCCAUUUAAACCCUUCUCUCUCAAGCUUUUCAACAACCAAAACGUCUCUCCAUCUAACCCUGAAGAACCCUUCCUUCGAAAACUCUCUUGCUUUCAAAGAUCUUCUCUCUCUAACUCUGAACAAACCCACAGAUGGCAAACCCAACUACUAAAAGACCAUUCUGCAACUCAUGCUCAAAGCCUGCCUCUUUUUGCAUUUGCAAAAGGCUCAAAACCCCAAUUAUUGACAACCCAAUUCCCAUUACAAUUCUGCAACACUCUCAGGAAAAGAAGCAUCCACUUAACUCCACAAGGAUUGCAUUGCUUGGGUUGAAAAAUAUAUCUGUUGUUACUGUAUCAGAUAUUCACCAUCAAGCCCAGUUUCUCAUUAGUCCUCUGAAACCAGAUUCUAAUACUACCAUUUUAGGAAUCAUCAGCAAAAAUGGGUGUUUGCCUCAAAACCAUCUUUCAAAACAGGGGUUUCACGGACCAACAGUGGAUAAAGAUGGUGGUUUUACCAGUAGUUUCAUCGAUCUUCAAUAUUAUAAAAACCAUCUAAAAAGCCCAGAAAUUGAUCAAAUUACAAGUUUUAGUGAAGAUGGUAGUUUUGAAAAUGGUUUCAUGGAACUCCAUUUACCCCAAGACCACUCAGAAAAAUCAGAUCAUCAAUCUAGACUUGAGAAAGGUAAUGGCUAUGGCGACAGCUUGAUUGAUCACGAAGCCCCUCGAAGCCAAUGUGAAAAAUCAAGGGUUGAUCAAACCGCAAUCUUUACUAACCCUAAAGAACCAUAUUUUGAUCAAACAACCAUUAGACAGAGUGGUGGUGUCACCAGUUCUCCUGUUGCUCAAAACCACCCCAAUAAGCCAGACUUUGGUAAUACCACAACAACAGACAAUGGUAACUUUAUUGGUGCCUUUACAGCGCCCAAGAACCUCCCAAGAAUGCAACAUUUUGAUCAGAUUUUGCCCACUCCAUCAGCCAAAGAAGCUAUCUCAAGUGGGUUCGUAGUAAAAAGGCGUCAGAUCAAGAAGCUGGUUAAUGAUGACAAUGGUCGUGAUGAAUUUGAGGAGUUUCAAGAGUUUGAAAUUGCUAUUCCUCCUGGUUCAGCCCUGCUUUUCCCAAGUGACAAUGCCAAAAGCUUUGCUGAGAUUGAUUUUGAGGUGAAGCAUUUACUAGUUUUGGAUGGGACUUGGGGUAAGGCCCGGAGAAUAUACUAUGAGAAUCCAUGGUUGAAGCUUUUGCCCCAUUUGAAGCUGGAUAUGAAAAAAGAGAGUUUGUAUAGUGAGGUAAGGGUUCAACCCAAGAAAGGGUGUUUGUCUACUAUAGAGAGUAUAGUUUGUGCUUUCAAGGCCCUGGGAGAUAAUAGUGAAGGGCUGGAUGAAUUGUUAGAGGUGUUAGUGUCCAUGGUUGGUGAUCAAAGGCGCUGCAAGGAUGAGAGACUAAGUAAACUUGCCUAGGAUUGGGAAGGGCCCAUCAUACCUUCUUACCAAUCCCUUGUGCACCUUCUUAGUUGGUUAGGUUGGGGCUUUAUCAUCACCAAGUCUCCAACCAUGAAGUAGGGAGGCCUUCUCCCCUUAUCGGUCAGCCCAAUUAUUCAUCCUCCCAGCUGCCUUCUCCAAGCAUGCUCAAUUGUAAGGCAGCCCAAUGCAGCAACAAGGAUUUGUGGCUAUAGGAGCAUCCAGACUAUUUAUUUGGUGAAUUCAUUAGGACAUUGCUAGUAGGCAAGUCCUCCAUAUUAGAUGUUUCUUCUCACAGGCAUGUCUUUUGAGUAUUAUUUUUCACUUUUAGUUGUAGGGGUAUGCCCUUUAUUAAUCAUGUUCACUAUGAAUUUACAACCUUACCUAUUGAGCUAGAAAAGAAGAUACUAGUAAGAGUGUAAACAAUCUAAAUGCCAUUUUAGAGCAACCUAAAUGACACUUUGGAAAAAUGACCCUAUUCUAGGCAUUUGUAAUGAGCAUACAUGGGUUCCUAGUCUCAAUUUUGUUGAAGUUAUUUUUCAAAGUGGCUCUUUCUGUCAUUUUGUUUCUACUUAGAUCCAUCUCUUGCAGUAAGCAUCCUUUUAGGACAUAUAUGUUUGUACUCACGCGCUAAGGAAUAGUUGUCAUUACUUGAUGUAUGUAAAACAAUAUGGGCCUAUGAGUCACAAAUGAAACUAAUACCAACAACUUAGUUAGAUCUUUUUCCUCCCAAUAUCAAUGCAAGUGUUGUAAGGUCCAAAGAUGAUAGUUUGAGGUGUGCUAGAUAGUAAUAAAGUGAGUUGAAAACUGUAAUAUACUUCUUGGAAGUGUCAUGUAGAAUGGGUAUACACCAUUAAUGAGACGCUCCAUGAUAAAUGGAAAUCGAUCUUGAUUUGCUUUAUCUGAGCAUGAUGACAGGACAAAAAAGAAUUCAUAUACUAUUUGAUUGGAUCUCUAUUGUGCAUAUCAGAACAAUGUCAUUGUGUGUGCCAUGGCUAUGUACUUCACCCUUAGACCAAUUGGAAGGUAAUUUGGCAUGUAGUCUUCUAGGAUAUAAGAGAUGUCCAUAGAAGACAUGGGAUAUACAUUGGGUCUCUUGUUAAAUGGAGAACCAGCCUAGUUCGAAAGUUAUAAAGAACUACUCAACGGCCCUGUGCAUAUUAAACCAUGUAUUGCAGUUUUCUAAAACUCUAUGAGUCUGACAUGGGCUCAGGUGAGUUGCUCAGAACUGGCAGCCUGCUAGUUCAACUCGCAGGGGCCCCUAAUGUAGGCCAAAUCGCCGUGGGACUCAACUGAGUACUUGAGACCUUGACAAGUCCAACACUUUUUCAGAAAAUAAAAAGGGAAAGAAAUGUGAUCCCUCUUUCUUGCUUGUUCCUAUCGCCGAGAGCUACAAUCCCCCUGAAAGUUCAUCCCUAAACAUAUGUUGCUGUCCUCUAUUGAAUCCAAAAUUUCCAUGGCAUUAAUCCACAAAAAAAAAAUAAAAAUGUCGGAUUUGCAAGAUUUGUAAUAUCAGAAGAGGUUUGGCCAACCCCUUUUUCUUACUUUUUUUUUUCUCACUGAACCUAUCUGGAUUCGCCUUAAAAAUUUACUUUACAUUAAUUUUCAUUUUGUAUACAGUUUCUAUAAUCUUGUAUGAUUUUUCAUUUUUCUUUUAUUUGUCCUAUUUUUCUAUUUUUCAGGAUUUUUUGAACAUUUUUUCUUCAACUAGGACAUGAAUCUCUGAGUCAUUUCAAGACUUCCAGAGCCGGCUGACUCUGGGCACUCGCUGAGCCCCAAGUAUUAAAAUACUGAUUGAGGAUAUAUUGAAUGUGAACAAGCUGACUGCCUACAUAUAUACUGCUUGCAGUGAUCUGGUUUGGUUUCCAUAUCUGCAUAUCGAUGUUGAUUGGACUGGAAAAUUAUCAAAUUGACAAAAUGGUCUCUGGUUUAACUUUGUCCCAAUUAAUUGUCCGACUGUUCAAUAGUUUGGAAAAAAAAGAAAAUUUUCCAAAUAUCCAGAAAGUAUAAAGAAAAGAAAAGAAAAAGGUAAUGUUAGAAAUUCCUUUUUAACAUGUAUUACACAUGUUUAAUAGUUCAAUUUUAUACAAAUUGACAAUGUGAUAUCAUAAAAGCAAUAAUAAAACUGUGAUAUCAUAAAAGCAAUAAUAAAACAUCAUUAAGGGCAUGCAUUUUUCAGUAUCUCUAAUGUCGUGUGUAAAUGAGCAGCAUUCAGAAAUUCUUUAGUAUUACCAGAAAAACAAACUAAGCAUGCUGAACGAAUAAAUGAAUACUUGAACAAAUAUAGUCGCAUUUGUUUGUCUGACAUGUUUGAGUAUCUAUAUAAUUCGAUUCAUUAGAAAGUUAUGAGCAAAUGCCUACCUAUAAAAAAUAAAUGUCAAAACAAUUGUCAAGUAUUCAUAUGGAAGUCUCCUCUCCUUGAUUCUAACCCAAGAAUACUAUCUCAUGCUACGAAAUCAAAGACGUAAUCAGUUUCAUCAUAGUUGUCUCUUUGUCAGCAUCAUUGUCAUCUUCCCCAUCACCCUCCUCUUUGAUUCCCAUAAUAAAACUAAAUUAAGUUUGUUGCAAGUACUAUUUAUUUUGCAAAAUUGAAACUAAAAGUUUCACAAUGCUUUCUAUCAUUCUGUUCUAGCUCCUUAUCAAAAUUUUCUUAGCAUCAAACCUUUAGUUGCUCUAGCUCCUUUGAUGCUUUAUUUCUUCAUAUCCUUUGUUUACUCCUUACCCUACGGCAAUCUCCUACCAAUCAUUACAUGCUUCGGUGACUAGGUGGGAACAUUAUGGCUUCUUCAUCCUCCUACCAGGGAAUUCAUUUGACAUUUGAUUCAUUGGAGAUGCAUGGCAUGAAGUUAAAGGAAAAUGAGAAAAGUGAAAUCCAUUAGGCUGCAUUUGCAUGUGACACCUCUUUGUAACCUGAGCAGCAAAUUACAAAGUAAGUAAUUGGUUGUAAUUUGUGUGGGCUCCAAGCUAUAAUGCAUGGACUUGUAUAUGCUUAUUGUGCUGGUGUCUUAUGGUUGCUAUGCCGGUACUAAUACCAGAUGUUGCUAGGAUCAGUGUGGACUAGUCCGAGUAACUCGGACUUGCCACCCUGACAAGUCUAAGUAUCCCUGAGUUUGGGUGGUCUGACUCGGGGAUCUUAAAAAAAAAUAAA